AUGCAUGCAACAUACGGCAACGGCGGCAACGGCGGCAACAACUGCAACAACAGCCUAAACAGCGUUUGCAAUCAGCAGCAAAUCAGCAACUACAGCAACAACAACAUGAACGCCAGCGGUUUUCUUGGCGCCGGCUGCAGCAGCAAUGGCAGCGGCAGCAGCAGCGAUUAUAUGGCCCAUGCAACAGCUGCUGCUGCUGCAUAUGUGACACCAGCAGCAAUUGCAACAACAACAACAACAAUGCCAGCGGCAGUGAACACAACAACAAUGCUGUCUAAUUACUGCGAUGCAGCCACUAUGAUGAUGGCCGCUGCCGCUGUCAAUGCAAAUCAGUGCCUGCAACAACACCACCAGCGAUUGCUGCUGGCCAGCAGCAACAGCAGCCACAGCCACAGCAGCAACAACAGCAAUAGCCAUGAGCAGUUGGCCACGGCAGCGGUCAUGGCCUCCUCCUCGUCCUCAGCUGGCUCGCUGUCGUCGGCAUCGUCCACACCGACAGCAACGGCCGUCGCGACAGCCCAGCAACAACAGCAACAGUCGCUGCCAUCGCCGCCAAAUUUAAUCGAUAUCAGCGAAGUUCCUCUCAUUGUGGAUGUCAAGUAG
Molecule: messenger RNA, 603 nt
Organism: Drosophila montana
Lineage: Eukaryota; Metazoa; Arthropoda; Insecta; Diptera; Drosophilidae
Product: myb-like protein A
Exons: 1
Coding region: 1-603 (200 amino acids)
Source: RefSeq, a predicted model, not a curated record